CAAAGAAGCAGCCGCCAUGACCCACCCACUGGCCAUGCCCAUGGACGAGCACGCAAUUCCCAUGAACAAUCUCCAGACAGUGCCACCGUCCCCGUCCAACUCCCUCAAUCAUAACCUCUCCAUUGCCUUCUCUCGCAUCUAUGACCAGAUCGAAUCCCUCAAGCAGACCCAAGCUCAAAAUCAUCUUCAGGCGCUUACAGAUCUCGAACGGACCGUCCGCCUUGCAAACGCCGGAGUCGCAGAGCAGGUGCGGCAGGCUGUAAACGAAGGUAUAACGGGGAUGGUCCAGCAGGCUGUCAGACAGGCGGUAAAUGAGAGUAUGGGAAUGAUGGUGCAAAGCGCUGUGAGGCAAGCGAUGCAGGGGAUUAUCUUCUCGAUGAACUAUACGGAUGGGAAUAUACAGGCGCAGGCUCAACCUUUAUCGCAACAACAGCAACAAUCGCAACUCGCCCAUCCCCAAUCUCAACCUCCAAAUGGUGCUCCCAACUCGAACACAAAUAACGUCCACGCAACGCCACAGGGAUGGGGGAUGCCUCCUGCCGUGAACGGGUAUAUGUCAGCGCCAAAUGUUGGAGCUCCUCCCGGCUCGGAUCCAACUUCUUCGUUGCCUAAUACGCUUCACUCGAGCUUGUUCAAUUUUGCACAAGGCUCUGCAUCUACGUCAACUCUUUCUUCUAACCAUACACAUCCCCAUCAGCAGCCUGCACACCAACCAUCACAACCAGCAGCACACGCUCCACCCCCUUCAGAACCUCUAGUCGGUCAUGCUCAGACGAAAUCUCAAGCUUCAACAUCACAAACUCAUCCUUCUCCUGGAUCCUCAAAUUCCUGCUUUACCAUGUCGCGUGAAGUCAAGACGGUCCCUGAUCUUUGGAGGGAAUACACAGUAGGUUUGGAAGGACAGCCUCCUGUCCGAUCAGUGUAUGAAGGGUCGGAAAAGAAACGUAAAAAGGGCAAGCGGUUCAAGGACGAUUCAGAGCGAAAAUUCUAUCGUAGGAGGAAGAGAGUGUUGGAUCUGGUGGAGACUUUGAUAAAGAAAGGGAUACCGGAAGAUCAGGCGGCGAAGAGGGUAGAGAAACUUCGCGAAGACAGAAAGGUGACAUUGAAUAAGUUGGGUGAAAUCAUACCAGAACUGUCGCCAGAACAGCUUGCGAUGAUAUAAAUGUACCAGGAGGAUAUGAGGACGGAAGCUGCAGCAUUUUGCCCACGCAAUUCUAUAUUUGACUGGACUACCGUCAGUUUACCAUACGGUACCACACGAACUUAUCAUUUAUCACAAACUUUUACAAAUAAUGCGUAUGUUUUAUACUUCUUGAUUCUUGUUUGUUGUCUCGUUCUACUAUGAAACUAGCCAAUUAUGUAACAUCUUUUUUUCUUUCUCACAUUCCCCAAACCUGAGGCGUUUCCUCCAUUUCCCAUACCCAUUUACCUCCUCUUACCAAAACGUCAUGUCCUACCUCCACCCCUUCCAUCUCUUGCCCAUCAAUUUUCAAAGACUUUACAUAAACUUUCCCUUGGCUCGCCCCCUUCGCUACCACCUCCCACACCAUUUCCGUCCCAGUAUCAUCCCCGUCAUACCAAGGUGCCUUUGGUAAUCGCAAAGUAAUCUUAUCGAAGAAUGGCGCUCCGAGCACAUACUUCGCACUUGCCGGAUCAACAGGAUAAACGCCUAGCGCAG
Molecule: messenger RNA, 1678 nt
Organism: Cryptococcus deneoformans JEC21
Lineage: Eukaryota; Fungi; Basidiomycota; Tremellomycetes; Tremellales; Cryptococcaceae
Product: expressed protein
Exons: 2
Coding region: 17-1162 (381 amino acids)
Biological process (GO): positive regulation of ribosomal protein gene transcription by RNA polymerase II
Molecular function (GO): RNA polymerase II cis-regulatory region sequence-specific DNA binding; DNA-binding transcription factor activity, RNA polymerase II-specific
Source: RefSeq, a predicted model, not a curated record